Lolium rigidum is the source of this 1047-nucleotide messenger RNA. RefSeq names its product protein DMR6-LIKE OXYGENASE 1-like. The record is from RefSeq and is a predicted model, not a curated record. The transcript has 4 exons. The coding region runs from base 1 to 1047 and encodes 348 amino acids. NCBI's taxonomy places the organism in Eukaryota, Viridiplantae, Streptophyta, Magnoliopsida, Poales, Poaceae.
AUGGCUCCGGCGAUGUCCAACCCUCUCCUCAGUGAUCGGGUGGCACGCUCCAAGAAAGUCCCAUCUAGCCACGUUAGAGCGGUGGGAGACCGCCCAGACCUCGCCAAUGUCGACCACGAGUCCGGCGCGGGCAUUCCGCUCAUCGACCUGAAGCAGCUCGAAGGUCCAGGGCGCCGCAGGGUCGUCGAGGCCAUCGGCUCCGCGUGCGAGAACGAUGGGUUUUUCAUGGUGACGAAUCAUGGCAUCCCAGAGGCGGUCGUGGAGGGGAUGCUGAGCGUGGCGAGGGAGUUCUUCCACCUGCCGGAGUCGGAGCGGCUCAAGUGCUACUCCGACGACCCCAAGAAGGCGGUCCGGCUGUCGACGAGCUUCAACGUGCGGACGGAGAAGGUGAGCAACUGGCGCGACUUCCUCCGGCUGCAUUGCUACCCUCUUGAGAGCUUCGUCGACCAGUGGCCGUCGAACCCGCCCGCCUUCAGGCAAGUCGUCGGCACCUACUCGACGGAAGCGAGAGCGCUGGCGCUGAGGCUCCUGGAGGCGAUAUCGGAGAGCCUAGGGCUGGAGAGAGGCCACAUGGUGAAGGCCAUGGGGCGGCACGCGCAGCACAUGGCGGUGAACUACUACCCGCCGUGCCCGCAGCCGGAGCUCACCUACGGUCUGCCAGGGCACAAGGACCCCAAUGCCAUCACGCUCCUCCUGCAGGACGGCGUCUCCGGCCUGCAGGUCCAGCGCGACGGCCGGUGGGUGGCCGUCAACCCGGUGCCCAACGCCCUCGUCAUCAACAUCGGCGAUCAGUUACAGGCGCUGAGCAACGACCGAUACAAGAGCGUGAACCACAGAGUGAUCGUCAACAGCGCGAGCGAGAGGAUUUCGGUGCCGACGUUCUACUGCCCGUCGCCGGACACGGUGGUCGCGCCGGCCGACGCGCUGGUGGACGACGCCCACCCUCGGGCCUACCGGCCCUUCACGUACCAGGAGUACUACGAGGAGUUCUGGAAGAUGGGCCUUCAAUCAGCAAGUUGCCUCGACAGGUUCCGACGGAUCGAGUGA